AUGUGUGCCCUGCGGCGCCACCCGCGCGUCAGGCUCGCCGCGGUGCGGGUGUGCGCCGCUGUCGCCGUGUGGGUGCAGAUGCAGAUGCAGAUGCAGGCCGCGGAUGUGGGCGUAUGCGUGUGGGUGUCGGAUGGAAAGGCGCGAGAAACGGGAGCGGGCCCACUAGCUCCCUUGACCUAUACACACCGGUCGUGCAUCAUCAUGGCGGUUGAGGUAGUCGGUGACAUGACCCUUAUGGAAAGGGCGGUGUCCGCGGUGGAGGCUCCCGAGACACCGCAGGUCCUCAAGAAACGGCAAACUUGCGCGAGCACGGUGCGUUCGGGAAGGCGGCCGCGUUAUCGAUCUUCCCCUCUCCCCAACCCCUUGCGACAUCGGCCUUUCACGCAUCCAACAGCAAGAAGUGGGAGAUCUGGCCCAGCACUACGCCUGCCCGAUGACAUUCACGAACGACAAACCGGACUAGAAUGGCACUCCCUCUCGCCAGACGUGCGGGAGGUGUAUGAGAACCUGGCACCAGAAUCGUGGUGA
This is a messenger RNA of Heterobasidion irregulare TC 32-1, 528 nucleotides long. RefSeq lists its product as uncharacterized. The transcript has 4 exons. NCBI's taxonomy places the organism in Eukaryota, Fungi, Basidiomycota, Agaricomycetes, Russulales, Bondarzewiaceae. The record is from RefSeq and is a predicted model, not a curated record. The coding region runs from base 1 to 528 and encodes 175 amino acids.